AUGGCGAAGAAUGACGAAAAGGCAAGCUUGAAAAGAUUGGCCAUUGUUAACGAUGACCUUUGCCGACCAACAGAGUGCUCUUUAGAAUGCAAAAAGGCCUGUCCUGUAAACCGAAUAGGAAAGGCGUGCAUUACCAUUGAGAAAAAGUCUAGAAUAUCAGAGGUGCUCUGUAUCGGAUGUGGCGCAUGUGUUAAAAAGUGUCCCUUCAAAGCAAUUACAAUAAUAAAUCUGCCAACAGAACUAACAAAGGAUUGCUCACAUAGAUACGGACCCAACUCUUUCAAACUGCAUAGACUUCCAAUUCCGAAGCUGGGCAAAGUCUUGGGCUUGGUUGGUACAAAUGGCAUUGGGAAAAGUACUGCUUUGGAGAUCCUAAGUGGAAAGCUCAAGCCGAAUCUUGGGAAUUUUGAGAAAGAGCCAGACUGGGCCGAAAUCCUUAAAAACUAUCGUGGAUCGGAGCUGCAUGGGUACUUCACCAAACUCCUUGAGAAUAAGAUAGUCACAUCUAACAAAGUUCAAUACACAGACAAAGUGCCUAAAAUUUUGAAGAAAAGAUUUCAAAAGGAGGAUUUGACAGUUAUUGAGGUUCUGAAGGCCAUGGAUGGCAGGGGAAGGAUAGACUAUUACAUAGAAAAGAUGUGCUUGGGAAAUGUUCUGGAUAGAAAACUAGACGAGCUUAGUGGAGGGGAGCUUCAAAGGUUUUGCAUUGCAUGUUGCAUGCAUGAAAAAUGCCGAUUGCUAUGUCUUUGA
Messenger RNA from Vittaforma corneae ATCC 50505, 750 nucleotides. RefSeq lists its product as uncharacterized. Gene Ontology annotation, biological process: ribosomal subunit export from nucleus; translational termination; translational initiation. The transcript has a single exon. Gene Ontology annotation, molecular function: ATP binding; ATP hydrolysis activity; iron ion binding. NCBI's taxonomy places the organism in Eukaryota, Fungi, Microsporidia, Nosematidae. The record is from RefSeq and is a predicted model, not a curated record. Bases 1 to 750 code for a protein of 249 amino acids.